This is a messenger RNA of Lepus europaeus (European hare), 1029 nucleotides long. RefSeq names its product olfactory receptor 52N5-like. Gene Ontology annotation, biological process: G protein-coupled receptor signaling pathway. The transcript is spliced from 2 exons. Gene Ontology annotation, cellular component: membrane. Gene Ontology annotation, molecular function: olfactory receptor activity; G protein-coupled receptor activity. Lineage: Eukaryota; Metazoa; Chordata; Mammalia; Lagomorpha; Leporidae. The record is from RefSeq and is a predicted model, not a curated record. The coding region runs from base 1 to 1029 and encodes 342 amino acids.
AUGCUGGUAUCCAACAAUACAUAUGUAGCUCCCCAAUAUUUUAUUCUUAAUGGAAUUCCUGGUCUAGAGAGAGUACAUGUGUGGAUCUCCCUCCCACUCUGCACAAUGUAUAUCAUCUCCCUCGUGGGAAACCUUGGCCUUGUGUAUCUCAUUUAUUAUGAAGAGUCUUUGCAUCGUCCAAUGUAUUUCUUUUUGGCCAUGCUCUCCCUCAUUGACCUCCUUACCUGCACCACCACUCUACCCAAGGCACUCUGCAUCUUCUGGUUCAAUCUCAAGGAAGUUAACUUCCAAGCUUGCUUAGUACAGAUGUUCUUUGUCCAUGGGUUCACAGGUGUGGAGUCUGGCGUGCUCAUGCUCAUGGCUCUGGAUCGCUAUGUGGCCAUUUGCUACCCACUGCGUUAUGCUGCCAUACUGACUAACCCUAUCAUUGUCAAGGCUGGACUUGCCACCUUCUUGAGGGGUGUGUUGUUGAUGAUGCCUUUGCCAUUCUUGGUCAAACGUCUGCCCUUCUGCCGAAGCAAUAUCAUCUCGCAUACUUAUUGUGACCACAUGUCUGUGGUAAAGUUAUCCUGUGCUAGCAUCAAAGUCAAUAUCAUCUAUGGUCUGAUGGUUGCCCUCCUGAUUGGGGUGUUUGACAUUUGCUGUAUAUCUCUGUCUUACACUAUGAUCCUCCGGGCAGUUGUCAGUCUCUCAUCAUCAGAUGCUCGACAGAAAGCCUUUAGCACGUGCACUGCUCAUAUAUCUGCCAUCAUCAUCACCUAUGUUCCAGCAUUAUUUACUUUGUUUACUCACCGUUUUGGGGGGCACACCAUUCCCCCUUCUAUUCAUAUCAUUGUUGCUAAUCUUUAUCUUCUGCUUCCCCCAACAUUGAACCCUAUUGUUUAUGGGGUAAAGACAAAGCAAAUCCGAGACAGUGUCAUAAAGUUCUUGCAGGAGGGCAGGAAAGGAUCAAGUAAUCAAUUCAAACUAGAAAGUAACCUGUGUGUGCAUGCUUUUCUCAUUGUAGGGUCCUCUGGAAAUGGGUCUUAA